AUGUCUUUUAAUUGCCUCAAUUGUUUCUUCACGUUGACAGGAUACGAUGUUUCCGACGAAGACAUUAACCUUUCACUCCAGCAGUUUCGAGCGCUCUAUGGCGAACUUCCUGACGUAGAUCAACUCCGUAUCUCUGCCAAACACCGCUUCGAUUCUUCCAAAAAGAUAGCGGUUUUGUUUUGUGGAACUGGUACGGUUCAGGUCAAUGAAAUGCGAGUCAUUGCAGCGGAUGUACUUAACCGAGAAAGUAUAACUGGAUUGAUACUGGUUCUGCAAGGUCACAUAACAAAUCAAGCUCUAAAAGCCGUUGAGCUUUUCAUGUUUAAGGUCGAGUUAUUCGAGAUAACAGAUUUGCUGGUUAACGUAACAAAACAUGUCUUGAGGCCAAGACAUCAGGUUUUGAAUGAUGACGAGAAGGAAUCACUUCUCAAGACAUACAGUCUCGAGGAAAAACAACUUCCUCGGUUAUCGAGCAAAGACCCGAUUGUGCGAUACUAUGGACUAGAGACAGGGCAAGUCAUGAAGAUCACAUACAAAGACGAGCUCAGUGAUUCGCAAGUUACAUACCGAUGCGUCGGGUAAUCUCGUCUUGUUUAUAUCUUUAGCUCUCUUUGUGUGUAGAAAUUAAUUUGUAUCACGUUUUGAUGUCAAAAUCUGUACUUUUUCUGUUUUUUUAACUGUAAGCUUUGUGUUUCCUUUUUGAUGUUAACAUAAAAAUCUUUCGUUAAUUUAUUCAAUUUUGAUGAUUUUAUUGAAGUUGUCAGCAUUAUUUAUAAAGUAUAAUCCAAUAACACCCCCUAAGA
This is a messenger RNA of Camelina sativa (false flax), 803 nucleotides long. The record is from RefSeq and is a predicted model, not a curated record. NCBI's taxonomy places the organism in Eukaryota, Viridiplantae, Streptophyta, Magnoliopsida, Brassicales, Brassicaceae.